Diaporthe amygdali is the source of this 1623-nucleotide messenger RNA. RefSeq lists its product as uncharacterized. Gene Ontology annotation, molecular function: molecular adaptor activity; protein kinase activator activity. Gene Ontology annotation, cellular component: phagophore assembly site; Atg1/ULK1 kinase complex. Lineage: Eukaryota; Fungi; Ascomycota; Sordariomycetes; Diaporthales; Diaporthaceae. Bases 1 to 1623 code for a protein of 540 amino acids. The transcript has 2 exons. The record is from RefSeq and is a predicted model, not a curated record. Gene Ontology annotation, biological process: piecemeal microautophagy of the nucleus; activation of protein kinase activity; autophagy of peroxisome.
AUGGCAAUGAGCUCAGCCUCCUCGUCGCCUGCCAACUCCCGACAUGGCUCCUCAUUGCACGCCGCCGGUCCAGACGACCAGCCUGACCAACACAACCAAGAUGCCGCCUCCUCCGCAUCUGUCCCCGUCGAGGUCCUCGUCGAGUACCUUCUCGCCGCCAAGCGCUCCCUCUCCUCAAUGACCCUCGUCCUGCACGCCAACGACCUGACCACCCACGCCCGCCAGCUGCACGAGGAGUCUGUCAUCCUCCGCGCCCAGACCGCCUUCCUCAACAAAGGCAUCACAGAGCAGAGGAGGCUACUCAAUAGGGUCCGGCGCAGCAUGAUAAGGACAUACGAUGCCGGCAAGAAGGACUUCAAGCACAUCAUCAAGACCCUCGACGUCGCAAACGGCAAGCUGGAGACCACCAUGGACAUGCUGAGGAAAACAACCGUCGAUCCAGUCUUCCGGCCCGAGGGCGAAGAGCCCAAGAACUUGUUGGACUUCGUCGACGAAAACCAGGUCCACGGCAUGCGCGAGGCUCUCAAGGCUAGCAUCGCCGAAUUGCAGGCCACGCAGACUUCCUUCGACGGCGACCUCUUCCGUUUCGACAAUGACCUCCGCGCCAUCGCCAAGAUCCUCAACUCGUCCGCCUCACCCACUUCGUCCAAGUCGCCUGCUGACUCGACCAGCCAACAUCCCCCAAUUCCUCCAAUAUUCGACCUCCUAGCCACCCUGACAGACCACUCCCACACGAUGGCCGAACACCUCUCCUCCCUCACACACCACUUCGACAUGUGCGUCACCGCAGUGCGCAUCACAGAAGGCGGCACCGCCCUCGCACGACGAAAGGCCGCCGAGGACAGUGGCGGUGCCGACGCGGUAUCAAUAUCAGGCGUCAUCGCCGAGCAGGAAUCAAACGUCACAGACCUCGACCCCGAGGAAAAGGCCGAAAUAGUGCAGGUGGUGAUGCAGGACGCCCCCGAGGUCGAUGAGGUCGUCGCCGACCUGAACGCAGAGAUGCAGCAGAUGGAUGUGGAAUUCGCCCAGCUUAAGGACCAGGCGGACCAGGUCAGGUCGGGUUAUGCGGCCGUCACGCAGGCCUUCCAGGUCCUGGAGGACAUCGGGUCACGGCUUACGGGCUACAUCGCGGCCGAGGCCGAGUUCGCGGAGCGGUGGGAGGCCGAGAAGCAGGGCAUCGCGGCGCGGCUGGGGGAGAUGGAGACGCUGCGGGACUUCUACGAGGGCUACGCCAGCGCGUACGACAGCCUGAUCCUCGAGGUGGAGCGGCGGCGCGCGGUCGAGGAGAAGAUCCGCGCCGUGUGGCGCAAGGCCAAGGAGCAGGUCGACAAGCUGGUCGAGUCGGACUGGCGCGACCGCGAGGCCUUCCGCUCAGAGGUCGGCGAGUACGUGCCCACCGACCUGUGGGUCGGCAUGAGCGGGCCGCUGCGGCGGUGGGAGGUCGUCCGGGCCGGGGAGCGGGAUGAGGGAGGCGGGGGAGAAAGAGACACGCCUGGCGGUGAUGAAGGCGCCGCCGCCGAGAGCAUGCCCAGGCAGGAGGACGGCAGUGCUGUGACGUUGAGCCGCGAGGUGGUCGAUGCUGCGAGGGAGAGGAUCAGAACUGGAAUGUCCGGGGGGCCAUGA